AUGCCAGCCAAAAUGCAGCUCGUUAUCAGAUGUAAUGGGAGGAUUUUCCUGGCUGUUUGUUUAAUCCUCUUUGUGGGAUACACAGCACAAGGUGCUCCGAUGCAGAGGACAAGGUACAAGAGAAUGAGGUGCCAACCCGAUGCCUGGUCUGCUAACUGCAUUGAAGAGAAGGGGCUCUGGUUUUACAUGCCCACUGGUGGAGCCAACAAGAUCCUUCCUGCCGUGGCAGACCCAUCCCUGAUGAAGCAAUACCAGGAGUUAGGCGACGUAUUCCCUCUCUCAGAUGAGGAGUCUGGCUCUGGGCCCAGUGCUGGGAUGGAAGCAGGCCCAGCCUCUGGGUCAGGACUCGGUGACAGCAACGGCUUCUCUGAGGAGAAGCUGCCUGUGUUCCUGGCGGGCCCGCGAGCCAGCGGGCUGAAGCAAAAGCUAUCGGAGGAGGAUUUGCUCCUGUAG
Acanthisitta chloris (rifleman) is the source of this 453-nucleotide messenger RNA. RefSeq names its product serglycin (gene SRGN). The record is from RefSeq and is a predicted model, not a curated record. NCBI's taxonomy places the organism in Eukaryota, Metazoa, Chordata, Aves, Passeriformes, Acanthisittidae. The coding region runs from base 1 to 453 and encodes 150 amino acids. The transcript is spliced from 3 exons.